Molecule: messenger RNA, 8807 nt
Organism: Bactrocera neohumeralis
Lineage: Eukaryota; Metazoa; Arthropoda; Insecta; Diptera; Tephritidae
Gene: C3G
Product: guanine nucleotide-releasing factor 2
Exons: 20
Coding region: 1130-5557 (1475 amino acids)
Biological process (GO): Ras protein signal transduction; positive regulation of GTPase activity
Cellular component (GO): plasma membrane
Molecular function (GO): guanyl-nucleotide exchange factor activity
Source: RefSeq, a predicted model, not a curated record
CGGCAUCACACGAACAACACCAACUUACGGAACGGAACGUACGAUUUCGACGAUGUCAACGACGAGUGCUCGUAUUUAUUUGCAAAGUUACACGUAUCCAUAUAUUUGCAGUAUCUGAUUGCCUUGUUAUCUCAUUGUCUCGUUGUCGCGCAUUGUCUAUUUGGUGUCGUGAACAAAAGCAGUGCAUCGCAGCGCUUGAACAAAAGACCAACCAAAAAUGGCAAGAACCUAAGCGAAUUGUGCGCGAAGUGUCUGUCUGGCAGUGAAAUAUUCUUGAAAUAUAAUAUAAUAUAUGCAUAGACGAGUUGCAAAAGUUUUUUGAGUUCUGUGAAGCUGUGCAAAGUGUUUGUCGUACGAAAAAAGUGUGACCCCAUACCAAAGCAGCGCAUAACUAAGCGCUAGUAAACGCAUCAAAGCAACAGUUGCCGUCUGCUCGCCUUAGCCUCAAUGAUAACGUGUUGCUAAUUACCUCAAAUCUCAUCAGCAGCGAACCACGACGACGACGACGACAGCAGCAGCGGUGUUGAAACAAAAGCAACGCCAACAGGCAAAAAAAAAACAAAAGCCCGACCAAGCCAAACCAAGUCAAGUCAGCCAGCCAGCCAGCCACUCAGCCAACGAGCCCGCCACCCAACCAGCUGGCAGCGUCAACCAGCGAGCGUGUUAACUUAAUUAUUUAACAUUAGCUCAAAGCAAAUUAGCGCAGCAUCAGCGUUGCAGUCUUGUUGGCUGCGGCCAUAGCGGAGGCAGCAGCAGCCAGUCACAGGCAUUUCGCGUCAACGUCGUGCCAAUGCAACUUCACCAUUUUCACAAAUGGGCCACUCAACCUAAAUUUUAACCAGACUUUGUUUACAGACAUACUCACAUACACAUACACACGCGUACACAGGCUUACGUAUUGGCUAAAUUAGUUUUUGUUGCGUUUGGUGCUGCUGUUGCGACUUUGCCUAAGGCUUUCCAAAAUUUUCGGUGCUUGUCAGCUUCCUGAUAUUUGUUGUUUGUGACUGUGUUUAUAAACGUCUUUCAUACACACACACACACGCAUCUAUAUAAGCACUAAUUACAUCUUAGUGGCGGCAAUCAUUUAUGGUUUAUUACAUCGCUGCUGCCGCAAACCGUUUGUUAUGCAAUGCCGCACUUCGAUGAGUCGUUCGUCAGCGAUUGUUCAUAUGCCGAGAGCCAACAUGUUAUCUCGUACUCAUUGGAUCGUGGCAUGAAACUUUACCAGAGGCGCAAAUUGAAAUCGCCAAAAUUUUUUUAUACGCCCUAUCGACCGCGUGUGGUCGUGAAGAAUGUCAUUCAGUACAGUGCCAUCAGUUCUCCAUCCACACCCAACUCCUCGCUUUCCUCACAAUCGAAUCUUGUUUGUGCAGGUGGUGGUACGCCAUCGCCGAACACACCAUCCCCCGCCACACCCACUUCUCAACAAUCCGCCAACACACCGCUGAGCGGCAACAGUGCGAUAUAUCAAGUACCAGGCGCCGGUUACGGUGUCUCAACGUCCGGUCAUAAGAACAGUCUUAAGGGUACGAAAUUGGCGCGUAGAGCGCGCUCUUUCAAGGACGAUCUAAUAGAGAAAAUAUCCAUGAUUCGCACACCAAACAAUACGCUGGGAAGAUCCCAUUCCCCGCACAGUCCACGUAGUAAGUCCAUGAAACCGCCAACAACAGCCGAAGAGUUAGCCGCGGCUGAGAGUCCACUGCAGACGCAUGUCAAGGAUAUUUCGAAUGCGCUCAAACAUUUUCGCGAUGUGAUAAUCAGAUCAAAGCUGGAAGUUCUGCCGGGCAAUGCAACUGUUAUACUCGAGACAAUCGCCAGCAUGUACACCGUUAUACAAUCGUAUGCGUUGGAUAAGCACAGCAAUGUACUUCUGUCGGCAACACAACAAGUAUAUCAGUCGCUGGGUAAAUUAGUGAAGCUUUGCGACGAGGUAAUGCUUAUCUAUGCAGCGCGGCGGAUCGACGACGAAGGUGUCGAAGAUAAUCUGCAAGACGAGCAUCAACAACUGAAAGCGCUGCUCAGCGAAGAUAAUGUAAAGGAGAUUGUUGAUUUACUUGGUGAGGCGGUGCGGAAUUUGGCGACGCUUGCGCAUCAGAAACUGAAGGAGCGCGAGGAGAACGCUUUGAAGUAUGCACCAGACAAUGCCGUCGCAGCUGCAUUGGCUAACAAUGGCGCAGCCGUAUCGCUCAAUCAUCUAAUGCAUCUGCCGGAAGUGGCUGGCCAACGUACAUCGCUGCCUGACAUAACGCUAACACCGAAGGAACGUGAUAUUUUAGAGAAGACCAACUCGAAUCCCAUACGCGCUUCACACAGUACCGAGAGCAUUUUGCGCGACACGAGCCCUCCACCUAAACCACCGCUACCGAACAGGCCACCACCGCUGCCACCGAAGCGCCGCAAUCAACAGCAACAACCGAGUUUAAAUAAUAAGAGCAUUAACUCGGAUUUCGACUGGAGUUCGGACAUUUCACUGGGCAACUAUGGCGCUGAUUAUAUCAGCAAUCUGUCGGUGCACUCACACUCGCCGGAUGAAAAUUCUAGUCAAUGUUCACUCGAUUCAGAGCUAAAUCAUUCACGCGAGGAGGAGGAACUCAAGUCACUGGGUCUGGGCAAUCGCUACAAUGACAGCCUGCUCGACAAUGAUGUUGACAAAUUAAAUAUAUUAAAACCACUAGUAAGCGGUGGCAAGCGUGUUACGUUGAACAAUAAAGUGGCAUGCAACAAAGCAAUUGGCAGUGGUAAUGAAACCACCAACACUACCGUUGUCACACAAACACAAAACGUGGCGGCGGAGAACACCAAACGGCGUGCUAUCGUCACCAGUUCAGUGGCUAGCGAUGGCGCGGACGAGUGUGAUUUUAUUUUGCAAAGUGGCAACGGUAAUAAUGGCGCUGGUGGCAGCGCUUUGGAGAAACUGGAAAUGCGCAAAAAUACUAACAAUCGUCAUUCCAAUGAAUCGGGCUUCGUUUCUAUGACAUCGGUGCGCACAUCGGCACAGAGUGUAUCGAAACGUUCAUCCGAUUGUGGUUUUCAAUCGUCCACCAAGUCCAGUUCGAACUCAGAAAUUGCAUUCGAUGCCAUUGAAUCGUCGAGUAGUGGUGAAUUCCACACGCAAGCGCAAGAGUUCCAUCAGCAUACAACAAGUUCGACCAUGACGAGCACCAUGUCAUCGACAAUGAUGGCCACAUCGACUAGCAUACUAAACAAUAUGUCUACAUUGUCGCAUGAGGCACGUUCGAUUAGCAAUACCAGCAGCAUCAGUCCCGAUCACUAUGAGAGUAGCGGUCUCUUGACCGAACGCUCAAUGCAUACCAGCAGUACUAGUCAUGUCACACAAUCGUCAUUUUCAUCGCUGGCAAAAGCUAGUAGUUUGGAUACAGCUUCAUCAUCGGAUGGCAUGGGUUCGCACAAUGAUUUGGUGCCACCUGCAUUGCCGCCAAAAACUAGUCGGAACAAAGAUGCGCGCAUAUUUUCGCAAUAUGAUAAUUUCGAUGAAAUCGACGAUCAUAAUGGCGAAAUACCCGAACUCCGCCCUCAUCAUCAUACCCACUACAGCAGUUACAGCCAACAUAAUCACCAUUUCCAUCAUAAUCACUAUCAACAUCACGUGGCACCGUGGCAUCAAACGAAACAUCAAAGUUUACUCGACUCAAGACACUUGGUUAGCGGCUUUGUCAGCAGUUGCACGAGUAUUGGCGAUCUGGAGCAACCGCCACCGCUACCGGCAAAGAAAAAGCACAUGUUUCAAAGUGUGGCCUUCUCGGUUUUCGCAUACAUGGAGCUGUGUCAGGGUCCCCAUCGACCCUUCGAUCGUCAUACGAUGCAUGUACAGGAUCUAACGGGGAACAUUACGCACAGCCAGACAAUGAAUAUUGUGCCACUACCAAAGGACUUAUCGCCACCGUCGGAGCAGGAAACGCCGCCCGCACUCCCACCAAAGAACUACAAACAGCAGCGCAAGUCCAGCGCUACACCGCCCACCAUAAUUACAACGCCACCACCUAGUCCAAAGCCCACACAUUUGAGUGCUAGUGCCGAUGCGGAGAAUGGGCGUCCAGCGCGCGUUAUAUCCGCCACACAAGGCAGUGAAAUGAUGUCCACCGUGUGUGAGGAGCUCGGCGAUCUAACCGAAGAGGAACAAGCGUCACUCCGUCACUCUCACCAGCUGCCCAAUGAGAAUUGUCACGACAAUCAUGUAACAAGUAGACAUUCACCACUACGUCGCGCCGACACACAUGAGGGUACGCCCGGCAGCAGAUCUGAGAGCGCCGGUGAAGAUCAAUUAUUGCAGAACAAUAGCUUUACUGAUGAUAAGUGUGGUGAGUUGCAGACGGUGCCACAGGAUGAAUUGCCAAAAAUGCUGGAAGAAAUUGAUGUUACCAAGUAUUUGGUGCUCAAGCGAAAGGAUGAAGAUGGGCCGGAUAUAAAGGGCGGCUAUAUUGAUGCAUUGAUUGUACAUGCGAGCCGCGUGCAGAAUGACAAUGCAUUCAUUGAUGCCUUCAUCACGACGUUUCGCACCUUUAUACAGCCGAUCGAUGUGAUUGAAAAGCUAACCCAUCGCUAUACCAUAUUUUUCUGUUGCCAAAACGAUCACAAGCAACGCGUUGCCCGUGAGACAUUCUCACUACUUAUGAGAGUGGUAGAUGGCUUAACGUCAAUGGACCUGACAGAUCAGCUCUUGGCUCUCAUAGUCGAAUUUAAUUAUCAGCUGGUAUGUGCCGGCCAAUUGUAUUUAGCGAAAACAUUGCGCAGCAUAUUUGUAGAGAAGGUAACGUUAUUCCGGGAACAACGUUUGCCACCACCUAAAGCCGAUAUGCAUAUCACCGUCACCAAUCAGCCCAGCCUACUCGAUCUCAAAUCGGUAGAGAUUGCCGAACAAAUGACACUACUCGAUGCCGAUCUAUUUCAGAAGAUCGAAAUACCCGAAGUAUUGCUCUUUGCCAAAGAACAGAGUGAAGAGCGUUCGCCCAAUUUGAAUAAGUUUACCGAACACUUUAAUAAUAUGUCAUUUUGGGCACGUUCGAAAAUUCUCACAUUAGGCGAUGCCAAAGAACGUGAAAAACAUGUUAUUAAAUUCAUAAAAAUUAUGAAAUAUUUGCGAAAAAUGAAUAACUACAAUUCGUAUUUGGCUUUAUUAUCAGCGCUCGAUUCGGCGCCCAUACGGCGACUGGAAUGGCCUAAGACUAUAACGCAAGACAUUAAGGAAUAUUGCCUGCUGAUCGAUUCUAGCUCUAGUUUUCGAGCAUAUCGCACUACUUUGGCUGCAACAAGUCCACCCUGUAUUCCGUAUAUUGGUCUAGUGCUGCAAGACUUAACAUUCGUACAUGUUGGCAAUCCAGAUUAUUUAAAGGAAGGCGUCGUCAACUUCUCCAAACGUUGGCAACAAUAUCACUUAAUAGAGAACAUGAAGCGCUUCAAAAAAUGUGAGUACAACUUCCGCCGCAACGAGCGCAUUAUACGUUUCUUCGAUAACUUUGAAUAUGAACUGGGUGAGGAAGAGAUGUGGCAAAUAUCGGAAAGCAUAAAACCGCGUGGCCGACGACCUGUACAAGCAUAAACGGUUUGCGUAACGGAAGCCGUACAUUCACAUAUCCUGAAGGAAUACUCAAUUAUCAGCAAAGAACUAAAAAAAUAAAAACAAAAAUGAAAUGUGCAUGCAAUGUAAUAGAAUUACUUAUAUGCAAACUAUAUCCUUCAGCGCUGUCAGAAGCAUAACAUUAUAUGAGGUUAAAAGCAGCAAAGGAGAAAAUUAACCAUAAAACACAGCUAUUAAAUAGUAAUAUAUAUAACAAUGCACAGUUAUAUUGGAUGCACACUUGCUAUCAUCAUACAUAUAUAUAACUAAAAGCAUAGUGAUAAUCACCGAAACGCGCACUCAUUGAAAGCACAUCUUAUGUCGACAUUAGCAAAAAUUAUAAUGUUAUGCAAACCAAACAAAAUUGCACAUAAGUUCAAUUUGAGAAGUAGUAAAUUGCUUUAAAUUAACAGAAACAGAAAAAUUUUAAAGCAAAAAAAAAUCAACUCAAAUGUUGUAGAGCAACCAAAUACCAAACCAAACUCAACUUGCACCGACACAAACACAACGAAAUUUUAUUAUAUUAUAUUAUAUGUAUUGCAUGUUUUUGUACACCUUAUCAGUUUUCAUAAGUGAAAGAAUUUAACUGUCUCUCUUUAACAGUGAUGAGCAGUCGAUAAGAACGCCGUGUUUCAUAUAACAAGCAAUCAAGUAAUUUGUUUUUAUAUAUUCAUGUAAAGUAACAAUAAAUCAACGAUAAAUUCAUAAACCGUCAAUAUGUAUGUAUGUGAAGAGUUGUCGAAGCGAGCGCUUAGCGUAAACAAAAACGAAUGAACUUUAAAAGUAACAAAAAAAUGUUUUUAAUUCUUAUGCAACUUGAAUCUUUUGAAAAAUAAUUUUUAUCAUUAGAAAGCAAUGUUAGUGUGCUAGCAAUGUGUUUGUUUGCUAGCAUCCUGUUUUCGCACAAUUAUCUCAACAAAAUGGGUUUGCAUAUGCUUUUAAAUGCUACUAUAAUAAGUUGUUUACAUUUCAAAAAAUAUAAAAAUAUUGCAGUUUACAUUAAGCGCUUUUAUAAAUAUAAAUCGUCUGGUUUUUAUCAACUAAACAUUUGUAAAGUAUAAUGUGAAAGCAGUGUAUUGUAAAUCCCGUUAAAAUAUCUAUAAAAAUAUUAUUUUUGAGAAACAUUUAUAAAACCCGUUAACAUUACUAGAAAAAAUAUUAUUUCUUAAAAACAUUUAUAAAUCCCAUUUCAAUUUCUAUAAUAUUGAUUAUUUAUCAAAAAAAGUAUAUUUUACUGCUUGCUGUUUCUGUUACUAAUUUGUUAUAUAAAACAGUUUCAAAAUUGUAAUUUUCCUUACUACGUAGAAUUGUGUAAACAAUCAUUUUAUACACUGAAUAUAUUGAUUUUAUGGUAAUCAACUAUGUAUACUUUGUAAAUAAUUACCUUACUGGCAUAAAUAUCUAAUACAUACUAGCAAUAUGUAUUUAUAAGACUACGUUAGUGCAGGCAGUGUUGUAAAUAUAGAUUGUUACUACUUUCUUCAACUACAGAAUUGAAAAAAAAAACUAUAAAAGUUUAAAUAUUUCUCAAUUCUUAUUUAGAGUCUUUGGCGCACGAAUACAAAUUAUUUUUAUAACCUUAAAAUUAAAGUCUACCAUACUCUUGGGCAAAAUAUUAAAGUGAUAGCAUAUUUUUAACUGAAAAAUUAAAAAAUUCAAAUAACUGUUGGAUUUAAAAUAGAGUAUACUAGAUAUGCAUUUUUUAAAUAACACUUUUUUUUAAUAAUUCAGACAUACUAUUUCUUUACUUUUCUUUUCAAAAAUCGAUUCCACAAAAUACUAAGCUGAAAUUUGUUUCACGAUAAGGUGGUUAUCGGGUUAUGUGGUUAUUAGAUUAAAAAUAACCUCUACGCUCCGUGAAAACCCUAUGUAUGGUUAUUUGCUUAUUUUUACACAAACAGCUGUUCAUUGUUUACAAUUUUAAUUCAAUGAAAUUCAUACUUAUAAGAUGCCUAAACAAAGUUUAAAAAGCAAAAUAAUCGAAUUUAAAAUUUUGUUUGUGCGCCAUAGAAUUUAAAUUCCAAAAAUUAUCUGCAUCCACAAGCACUGCUAAAACUAUGCUACACACUAAACUAAAUGAAUAUAAAGAAGACUGUCUUAGGGUAUAAAUUAAAUAAUUGCACUGCAACGUACUGGCGAGAAUCCGGAUCCGUUAUGCUUUGCUGUGGUGAAAAGGAAAUAUGGUGCAGUGUAUGAUGUAAUCACUGCUAACUUAUAUUACAAAGUUGGUAUUGGUAUUCUACAUUUGUUUAUGAAAUGAGUAGUAGAAAAGGCGAAGACUUUGCUUUUUAUAGAAAGCAAAAGGUACAUUUAUACACAUAUAUGUAUAUUAACAACAAAAAUUAAUUGAAAAACACUGAUAAAAUGCAUUUGUAUAAUUUUUAGGUUAUAUCUAUACGAUGCAAUAGAAGUGCUGCUAUCGUUUGUAAAAAUACAACACUUUAAAUUAUGUACAAUGAUAACAAUAUUUAGUUGCAAGAUAUAUUUUGUAUAAUAAUUUCACACAAAACUAUAUAUAAAUAAGGAAUAACUAAAUAAGCUAAACAUCUACUCUAUAAAUAUAGGUAUGUGUGUAACAAAUGAAUAAUAUAUGGUACUGCAAAUCGGAACUUUUUUGUUUCAAACAUGCCACGGUAGCCACAAUCCUUUUCCAUGCAUUUAUUUCUUCUUUCAUUUUCAUAUACUUUUUCUUAUACUAUCUCUCUGAACUAAUUCUUAUAAAAAUGCUUAUGUGCCUAAUAUAGUAUAUAAAAAAUCUUACAUAUGUACUUUUAAUUCUACACAACUAAUUAUAAACGUCGUGGAUUAAUUAAAAUUUUCUUCUCUAUUUUUUAUUGUUAAUUUGAAAAAAAAACUAUUUAUUUUCUAUUUUAUCUUUUUUUCAAAUGAGCUUAUGAGAAAUUGUCAUGUGAAAUAUCUCUUUCAUUCGGUAUAUUUAAAUGUAGUGCAAUUUCUAUUAACAUUUAAGCUAAAAAAAAACAUAUAAUAAAAGGUAUAUGUAUAUGUAAAUGUUAAAGAAUAGCAUAUGUAUUAGCAACUACUCAUGAAACAUACAAAUAAUGUAUCAUGUAUAACAUUGCAGUGAUCCACAUUAAUGUUUGUAAUUAUAAAUUAAGUAUGAAUUAAUUUUAUCUUAAUAAUAUUAAAAAAGUAAAACUGAAAAUAACUAUAAAAAACUAUUUAUGAAAUUACUUUACAAAAUAAAUGUAUGUACACAUAUUUUCCUUCGAAA